GAGCUGCUGCUGCUAUCAAAUGAGCUGGACCUUGAAUCCCACCUUCAGCCGGCCAUGCUUCACCAGAAGUCGACAAGUGGAGCCGAGGCGCCUCUUCUGGCUCUCGCUUACCAACCCAGCUGGGGGCCUGAGAAUCCAUUGCCCCUUCAAAGCAGACAAAAUGCUCAGUCACGGCGAGAAGUUGACACUUUCCUUGGAAAGCAGAUGCCAGCUGGCGCCCCAUCACGAAGCUUCCCAUUGCAGACUGCGCUGGAGAGCCGCCCCUGGGGAUCCACGAGUUCUUUUGCCGUCUUUAGUGACCUGUCUUUACAGGGUUUAGGAUCCCCUUCCAGCGCAGCAGUAAAUAGCUUUAGGCAGUUAGGCAGCCUCGGGUCUGUAGCCGGCCCUGUACACAUUGUUAGUCAGCGGUCCCGCUCUUCUCGGUUAGCUAACCCCGUUUUCCUGGAACACCCGCGGGCCCUCGGCAGGAAGGGCCGACAAAGGAAGGUGGCUGUAGCCUCACUGCCGGCGGCUAACCAGGCUCUUAACCAGGGGGUUAGCCAGGCGCUUAGCGAGGGGGGCCUGAACCAGUUUGCUGAGCUGGCGGUAGGGGCAGCCAAAAAGGCGUUCAAUGUCGGAGUGCUCGGGGCUACGGCGGGGGCGUCGCUGAAGCUCUUCACAGUAUGCGCGCUGGUCGUCUGGAUGCAGAAGUCGGGCCGGCUGCCAGAGUCGACACCCGCUGUCUUGAGCCAGGUUGCUUUCCGGCUCCUCAUUCCGUGUUUUUUGAUGUCAAAGGUGGCAGUCACCCUGUACAGCGACUUCAGCCCCGCAUUGCUCGCUGUUCCGGUCGCCGCCAUUGUCCAGAUCCUGCUCGGGGCAGGCAUGGGCAGACUCGCGGCGCACUUCGCAUACCGAGAACCCCCCCUCGUGCCCGCACACUUCGAGGCCCACCAACCGACUAGGGCCUCGUCGCUAGUGGCAGCUAGUGUUGCAAUCGCGACCGGUCAGCCGGACGUUGCCGUUGCCUUGACGGCACCCAAAGGCGUCGGGGCUGCCAAGCUGGGCGCCAGCAAGGAGGCGCUUAUGACGGCGACAAGUGCGUUUGGCAACUCCCUCACGCUUCCCCUGGUGUUCCUAUCGGCGCUGCUCGACAGGGCCGGUGCGGACAAAGCGGCGGGGUACCUGGCUCUCUACAUGGUUGGGUGGUCGCCCGCGCUCUGGACGUUCGGCUACAAGAUCAUCGCGGGCAGCUCCGACGAUCCGGAAAACGGCGACGAGAGCGAUUACGAGGGGGAGGGUCGGUGGCAGGCCUUUCUCACCUGGCUGGGCCGGGUUAUGAACCCCCCCCUAUACGGAGUGUUUCUGGGGCUAAUCAUUGGAGCCACCCCCCUGGCGCAUUUGUUCCUGCCCCCCGCGACGGCGGCCGCGGAAAACUUAGCGAAUGCCACGAGCAUCACUCCGCUGACGGUGCUGGCGACGCUGACGAGCGGAGUCUUCCGGCCGGUGAUGGAGGCCGCCUCCCUCCUUGGUACCGCCACCCUCGCGGUACAGACCGUGGUUCUCGCCUCUUCCUUAGCCGCCUCCAUACCCUCCCGCCUGCACAGCUUCAGCGGCGGAGCGCAACCCUUCGUUGCUACCCCCGGCGCUAACCCAAAUCCCUUAACCGACGCACUCCGCGAAGGGGAGGGCCCCGUAGACUCCGUGGUUAGCGAAUCCAGCAGUCUAAAGCCACGGAGGAGAAAAACGGGGAGGCUGAAACCGGGCCCCGAUCCGGCGAACGUGUUGGACGGGCGGGCGGUGUGGGUGGUUUCGGGCGUGCGGUUACUGCUGCUGCCGCUGGUUAACCUAUUUCUGACCCUGGGUUUGAUGCGCGCGCACAUCCUGCCGGCCGACCCGAUUUGCGGACUAGUUCUCAUGGCUGAAGCCGCGAUGCCCUCCGCCCAGAACCUCGUGUUGCUCGCCCAGUUGAAGGCGAAAACUCGGCCGCUUGCCGGAAUGGUAGCAGGGCUCUUGCUGAGACAGUACGCUCUAUCCAUUCUUCCCAUCACAUUCUGGAUGGCCAUUUUCCUGUCCGUGUUGGGACUAGCGACACUGCAGCCCGAAGGCAGUCCCCCUGGUAGGCUGCUCAAGGCUGCAUCCGAGUCCCUGCACUGGCAGCCUGAGCCUCUGCAAGCGGUUUGUUCCCAGCGGGCAAACAACAGAAUGAGGGGUAAGCACCCAGCAAUCUUGAACAAAGUCAAAUUGAACCUGGGUCCAGCGAACUGUACUGCAACAAGCCUUCAGACGGCGCCAAGGCUGCGACGACGCGCGAGCAGAGACUGGAGCAGGAAAAACGGCAAAGCCUCUGUGUAGACCGCUGUUAAGCCUGGGAAUGCAGAGCGCUGACUUAACAGGAGAGCAGGCUUGAACUGGUGGACAACAACCUGAACGCAAUGCUUUUGUUCACAAUUGCGUUUGGAGGCCAUUCAAUAGAACCCAUAUCUAAUUUCAAACAUCCAGUUAAACCCACAGCUAACAACUGACAGACGGCAAGAAAGGAACUGUGAAAUGCAGGAAGAAGCAGCUCGCCUGCUCAGAGCACAACUCUAAGUCAGUCAGCGAACAAGAAUGUUGGCUCAAUCAGUCGCCUCGCUGAGUUCCAAAAGUGAAAGGCUCCUGCUGCGACUGACCUCUUCUAGGACAUGAAUGCGGCACACGCUUUGUAGCCCGAGGUGCUAUCGGAAGUGAUCAAAAACGUUUGUUUAAAAUGGUACUUAAAUGUAUACCCCCACCCCACAAGUACUUGACCUUAAGGCACAUCAAAAAAUAGGAACUGAUCAGAGCACAAAAGGCUGGCCCCCAGUGUUCGGCUAGAUAACCGGAGGGUCAGCGUGCCUCCUUGCUGUCCCACAACUGGGAGCUCAUGAUCGGGAGGGAACCCUUCUCGGACGUGUGUGCGCUUUGCACAAUGCUUUGCUAGCUAGGGGGUACGAUCUAAAAUAAUCCCAGUUUUUGUUCAACAUCCACCGUUCUGCGUGCAUCCUUUACUUUAACUUCCCUCUGAGCAUAAUACCUGUAAGCAUAUGAUAAGACUUGAAAGCACAUAAGAUAAAAAUUGUGCAGAGACAACUCUGAAGCAACCAGUGAACGAAAAGCUGGCCCCAAAUGUU
Molecule: messenger RNA, 3128 nt
Organism: Klebsormidium nitens
Lineage: Eukaryota; Viridiplantae; Streptophyta; Klebsormidiophyceae; Klebsormidiales; Klebsormidiaceae
Source: the annotation of a GenBank genome assembly